UAUAAAGGAGGCAAAUCCGGCGCACGGAGAGCAGAGAGAGAGAGACAGGGACCAGGACCAGGACCGGACCGGACUAUCUGGACUUUACCGAACCGGACCUGCUGAGCGGACAGGAUGAAGAUACCUCUGCUGCUGCUGCUGCUGUCCGCGCAGAGCUGCUCCGGGGCUACAGACUCAUAUCCUCCAGCUCACAACCUCACUUGGACCUCCAUCAACUUCAAAACCCUCCUGAGCUGGGCCCCCAAACCUUCGGCCGAUUACUCCUACACCGUGGAGUUCUCUGUGUCUGGAGGAGACAGACAGAGGAUCCACCAAUGCAUCCGCUCCAACGCCACGGAGUGCGACCUGUCCCGCUCCCUGACGGAGCUGAAGUCCUGCUACACGGCCGACGUCCUGUCAGAACCGCCGCUGGGAACCACAUCGGACCUCACCGAGUUCCCUCACUCCACCUCGCCACGGUUCUGCCCCUACCAAGACACCGACAUCGGGAGGCCCGACUUCAGCCUGAACGUCAGCCAGGACCAGCAGACCACCACGCUGUACGUGAGCGACCCCCCCACCGCGCUCUUCAUCGGUGACCGCCAGUUGAACAUCAGAGACGUCUUCGCUGACGACCUGCGAUACAGAGUCAAGUACCGGAAGAAGAAGAGCAGCGGCAUAAAAACCUUGGACUCCGGCUUCAGCGUGAUCCCCAUGAGCAGUCUGGACCGCGGAGAGAGCUACUGCUUCACCGUCCAGGCGUACAUCCCCAGCCGCCGCACCGCCAAGCAGUUUGGAGAGGAGAGCGCCACCAAGUGUUCUGGAGGGGAGGAGCGGUCCAUCUUCAAAGUCUUUUCUCCGGCUGUGAUCGCUGGCGGUCUCCUGCUCAUCCCGCUGACCCUCGGCCUGAUCGUCACCGUCAUCUGCUGGAAGCGGAAGAGAAAAGCGGCGAAGGCUGGGAUGGAGCGGCGUCCUCUGAGGGACGCCUAGGCGUCCGUGGCGGAGCGGUGCUGGCUGAGGUUUCUGUGAAACGUUUGAACUCAGCUUCAGCAGCUUCAGGUUCUGUCUGACAGCGGUACGUCUGACCGGGUUCCACCCAACCUCAAUCUGGACUGGCUGGUUUCCAUGGCGAUAGAGAAGCUGGGAUCAUUUUAUUUUUUUACUAAUGGAAUAUUUUCUACCUGCUGUUUAAUUUAUUGUGGGUUCUGGUGGGGUGAUUUUAUGGAUGUUUGAAUCAAACUAACUUUUUAUGGAUCCUGAUGUUCUGCUUUGAUCUGAAUCAAUAAAGAUUUUCAUCUUAAA
Molecule: messenger RNA, 1281 nt
Organism: Cyprinodon tularosa
Lineage: Eukaryota; Metazoa; Chordata; Actinopteri; Cyprinodontiformes; Cyprinodontidae
Gene: f3a
Product: coagulation factor IIIa
Exons: 6
Coding region: 115-969 (284 amino acids)
Biological process (GO): blood coagulation
Cellular component (GO): membrane
Molecular function (GO): protein binding
Source: RefSeq, a predicted model, not a curated record